Molecule: messenger RNA, 6629 nt
Organism: Bombina bombina (fire-bellied toad)
Lineage: Eukaryota; Metazoa; Chordata; Amphibia; Anura; Bombinatoridae
Product: kelch-like ECH-associated protein 1A
Exons: 7
Coding region: 930-2720 (596 amino acids)
Molecular function (GO): protein binding
Source: RefSeq, a predicted model, not a curated record
UUCAUACUGUCACAUAUACAGCUGCUACACAUUUGUGCACCUGACACUCUUACAUUGUUUCACUAUAUGACACUAAUGCUAAAACCUUUUGCUAACAUGGCAUAGGACGCUAUACAUAUGCCUUGAACAGCAUGCAUAUUAUAUAUAGACACCUAGCAGUAACAGAAUACACAUUAGUAUAUAGACUAUAAUUAAUGUGAAUAAUAAGUAUGUAAGGUGCAGACACGCACUGAUGAUUUUGCAAGUAUGUGAUGUAUAUGUAUGAGUCAACAAAUAAGAACUAGGUGAUUAGCUCUGUUAUAUAAUGGUGUCAAAACAAACAAAAAAGAAGCCUGAUCUUUUGAAUGGCAGCCCUGCAGCCAAGCUCCUCCCACUUACCAUAAGUCCCUCCCCUUAGGACAUCAGGCUUAGCACAAUGACAGCGCUGGCAAGGAUUUAGCUGCACAUGUGGUGGGCAGAAUUUAAGAGAUCUAGCUUUGUACUUGUGAGCCUUGGUUCUAUACCACACAGUUUUCUACCCUGCCUGGGAUCCAGCAAUGGAAUAAUGGAAACAGAAAAUGUCAGGAAAAUGGAAAGGAAAUGUGAAUUAAACAGGAUAAUAACGCUGGGAAUAUUUCCUGACACGUGACUGUUAAAUUGUAAAACCAAAUGUGACUUCUUAAGAAGAUGACCAGUGAUUGCAAGAAGCCAAUAUUUUCUGAUGGAUUGACUCAUAAUAAGAUAGUUCAAGACUAGUACUCUUCAUCAUUGCUGGAAGAAUUAUUUCAAACAGUGUUUGGUUACAACAUGUAGUGCCAAUAAGGGCUAUAAGAUAUGUUUCACAAACAAAUAAGUAAUGAAGAACUGGAUUAACAUAUGGGUGCUUAACAGAGACAACAUUCAUUAUUGUGGUUUGGUUUAUUUGUUAGCUAAUUGAAUUAAAUACAAGAAUGUUAUGUUCAAGGAAAAAAAAGCAAGCCAGUCUGAAGAACUCAUCAACCAUUGCUGUCCCGUCUAUGAAAGGACAUGGUUAUCUGGAUUACACCAUUGAAAACCAUCCUUCAAAGGCCUUUGAGAAGAUGGAUGAGCUAAGAAGGAAUAAUCAGUUGUGUGAUGUUCUUAUUAGGGUUAUUUAUAAAGAUCAAGUAGAGGAUUUCCAUGUCCACAAGAUUGUCCUUGCUUCCUGCAGCUCCUUCUUUAGGGCCAUGUUUACAAAUAACUUUCAAGAAUGUAACGCUCGAGAGGUGACAGUCAAAGACAUUUGUCCCAUAGUGAUGCAGAGGUUGAUAGAGUUUGCUUACACUUCAAGGAUAACUGUUGGAGAGAAGUGUGUCUUACAUGUACUAUUGGCUGCCAUGCAAUACCAGAUGGAAGAUGUGGCCAAAGCAUGCAGUGACUUCCUCAUCAAACAACUGGAUGCUACCAAUGUUAUUGGGAUAUCUAAUUUUGCUGAGCAAAUUGGGUGCACAGAAUUGUACAAGAAAGGAAGAGAAUUCAUUAAUACUCACUUCAGUGAGGUAACAAUGGAAGAAGAAUUUUUUAACUUAAGCCAUUGCCAGUUGCUGGACCUGGUCAGCCAAGAGAGUAUAAAUGUUCUCUGUGAAACUGAGGUUUACAAUGCUUGUUUAAGAUGGAUGCAAUGGGAUUUAAAUAGCAGAGCACAGUAUUUCCACGCCCUUCUAAAUGCUGUUCAUCUAUACUCACUGCCACCUAAAUUCUUGGCUGUACAGCUAAAACAAUGCCCAAUUCUCAACAGAGAGAAUUCUUGUAGACUGUAUCUUUCUAAGAUUUUCCAGGAAAUGUCCCUACACAAGCCACUUCCUCGCACCAGGCUGAGAGGGAUUCAGCUGAUAUAUGUGGCUGGUGGCUAUCUAAAAAGUUCACUGAACUCUAUGGAUGCCUAUAAUCCACAAACUCAUGAAUGGAUCAAACUUGAGGAUAUGCUAGAGCCAAGAAGUGGCCUUGGAGCUUGUAUCGCAUUUGGUUUGUUUUAUACAGUAGGUGGAAGGAAUAAUUCUUCUAAAGAAAAUACUGAUUCAAACUCUUUAGCUUGCUUCAACCCCAUGACUAACCAAUGGACUCCUAGAGCAUCAAUGAAUGUAGCCAGGAACCGUGUUGGAGUUGCUGUGGUUGAUGGAACAAUUUAUGCAGUGGGUGGUUCCAGUGGAUCUGAACAUCACAAAAGUGUUGAAAGGUAUGAUCCUGAGAACAAUGAAUGGAGUUUUGUUGCCCCAAUGCCUGUUGCACGUAUCGGGGCUGGCGUGGCUACAUGUAGAGGACUGCUGUACGCUGUGGGUGGGUUUGAUGGAGAAAAUCGUUUGAGCACUAUGGACUGUUACUAUCCUGAUGAAAACACAUGGCGGCCCAUGGCAUCCAUGAAAAUAAUUAGAAGUGGAGCAGGGGUGGUAGCACUAGACAGCUAUAUUUAUGCAGUUGGAGGAUAUGAUGGCAACAACCAGUUGGAUAGCGUGGAAAGAUACUACAUAGAUAGGAAUUCCUGGGAAACCAUGGCACCAAUGAAACACAGGCGGAGUGCGCAUGGCUUGACUGUCCAUCUGGGGAAGAUUUAUGCUCUUGGUGGAUUUAAUGCUGGAGGUUUUCUUUCAUCUGUUGAGUGUUAUUGCCCAGAAAGUAAUGAGUGGACAGAAGUAACAGAGAUGCCCAUAGGAUGCAGUGGCAUGGGAGUAGCUGUAACAAUGGAACCAUGUCCAAACCUCAUUGACAACGAAGAAGAGAGCUGAUAAAGGGCUUGAGGUCUAUGUAUUAAACUUGUGAAAGGCUUCAAAUUUGCAAGUGCCAUCCUUACAAGUGUCUUUGUGGCUUAAACUUGUGAGAGUUAAUUAUGUGGACAGUGGUAACAUCUCUGACUGCAAGAGCAUUUCACCAAGCUAUACUGUUCUAUUGAAAAACAUUUGCAUACCCACUCACCCUUAAAUAAGAGCACAUAUUCGGCUAGAUUACAAGUUAAGCACAAAUUUGCACUUACGCAUGACUUGCGCUUAACCUGGCAAUACCAGAGCACAUAAAUGUGCACUGGUAUUACAAGUAAGGUGCAAUGCAAACGCAAGCUGGCAUUUGCAUUGCUGGAAGCCAAGCUCUCACGGGAGCGCUCUUCCCUAGGCUCCAAUGGGAGCCUCGUUUUCAUGCCAGCAGCCGCGCACAAACACUUCACGCAGCGUUGGGCAGCAAUAAAUAAAUAAAUAUGUAUAUGAAUAAAACACAAAAAUAUAUAUACAUAUAAGCAUACACAUAUAUAUUUAUGGAGAAAACACAGUCCCCCAUUGACUCCUAUGUAACAGUACUUUAGGUGCCGUUGUUUUUAUAACACACCACAUCCCCUCACAUUAACCCCUUAUAACUGCUUUGUGCAGUUAUUUUAUUAAAAAAAGUCAAAAUGCUCAUACAUUUAUAUGAUAUUACUGUACUGUCCUCUUUAUUUCUGGGGCAAUUGGGACAACUUUUUAUUUUUAACCAGAGGUCUGACCUCUGGUUAAUUGUGCUUAGUGCACAGUGAAAAUGCAAACUUGCGGUCGCAUUAACCAGCCACUUGUAAUGGCUGGUUAUUUAAAGUGCACCUGUAAAUGGGCAAAUUUGCCCCAAUAAGGGCUCACGUUAAGAUAGCGCCUCACUUGUAAUCUAGCCCAUACUGAAUGAUUAUAAUACUGCAUAAAAAUAUCCUCCUUUCACACAUAGGUUAUUGUGGGUUUCAAAACCUAUAAAUAAUUAAAACUAUGAUGUUUUCAUGAGAACUAAAAUAUACACACAAAUGUACACACUGUGGUUCCUUAAGAACUGUAAUUGCCACACAAAGUAACAUUAAAGCUGAUACAGUUAUUCUGUAAAGCUUCUGUAAACCAAUUAGAUGGUCUCCUUAAGUACAGUAUAUCUAAGUACGAUUUACAACCUCAUAGUAUAAUUAUGAGGCUGCCAAUUUAAUGAUGUUGCUGCUUUAAUGUCACACAGUACUUGCAGAUCAUUGGCCAAGAUUCCUAUGCCACAUAUUUAAUUGGUCAUAUGGACCUCAUUGCCAAACUAAUGAACACAAUAAGAUGGAAGAGUUGCCUAUUUCAAAAGAACAUUUUUUUUUUCAGGCAGCCAGUAUGUUUGAUACAUAGACCUCCCAAUUCAUUUAAAAAUCAAAAGCAGCCUUUUAUUAUUGGACACCCAAAUUCAUCUGCAGAAUGGAGGAGAAUUCGGUGCCUGGAACAGAUAUUUGCACAGUGUCAUAAAUUCUUAGCACUUUAUUUCAAGAUUUAAUGUGUGUUGGGAUUUUUUUUUUAACUGGGUCAUGAAUUACAUAGUAUUUUUGCAAAUUUCAACAUUGAUCAUUAUUACCUUAUGUUUAUCUAUUGCCAACAUAUUUUCAGUGUUGUACAGGAGGGUGCAAUAAGUAUAUGGGACUUAUAAAAAGGAGCCUUCCAUCUGAUAUCUACUAAGCUUUCAAAUGGAAGUACAUUUUACUUGUCUUGGAGACAUUUACUCAUGGAUGAUACAGAAUAGCCUGCCCCGCUAAAGUCUUAACUCACUUAUGACAUAUGUUAAAAAUAACUUAAUUUUGUUUAAUAUCAGAGUCUCAUCAAUUGAACGCUUGAUCUGACAAUGUUAUGUAAAAGCACAAUGUAUAGAAUAUGAGAACUGUUUAUAAUAGGGGUAGUGACCCUUUUUGAGAAUGUGUGCCCUCAUUUUUGAUAAUCUUCCUAAAAAUUGUCUAUAAUAUUUAAAGGGACAUUAAAGUUUUUUUGUUUGCUUAAAUCCAAAAUCUAUAAUUCAGUUAUCUUAAUUACUGAUAUAUAUCAUUGAAAACAAUUUAUAUAUAAUAUAAAAACAAUACAUUAUUAAGCAGUAGCACUACAAUUGCAGAGAAUAACACCAGAAUACAAGCAAAUGCAUCAUGAGAGCCACCUUGGGCACUCAUGCCAUAGGUUUGCCACCCCUGGCUUAUAACUUCAGCUGCCAUUUUUUACUAUGUACAUACUGUAUAUGACUGUGUAUGUACCUUGUAUGUUUACAUGUGUAUAGCUGGCUCAGAUAAAGCAGUGCUAUCUAAAAUAAUGAACUGGUAUCUGCCUGGAUAUAAUAACUUCUGAGUUAACUCAUGGGCUAGAUUCAUCGACGCUUGUAAGGCCUUGUGGUAAAGGCAAGAUCAUAUGUUCAAAAUUCAUUGGGCAUACUUCUAAAACAGUUUAUUUAAAUGUUUGUGACUGUAAAAUAUUUGGGUAUUUUUUUAUAAUGUUCAAGUUGUCUUGCCCGAACUGAAGGCAUCUCCAGCAUUUGUCCAGCAGUGUACUAGAAGCAUGGUCGUGAUUUUUCAACUACACUUCAUAUUGGGUCUGUAUUUUGUUUGUUAUUUAAGGGGAUAGGAAAGUCAAAAUUAAACAUACAUGAUUAAAAUAGAGCAUGCCAUUUUAAGAUACUUUUAAAUUGAUUUUAAGUUUCAAAUCUACUUUAUUCUCUUGGUAUCCAUUGUUGAAAAAGAAUAUGUACAUAUCCUACACUAGUGGGAGCUAGCUGAUGAUUGGUGGCUGCACACAUUUGUCUCUUGUGAUUUGCUGACUAGAUGUGUACAGCUAGCUUUUAGUAGUGCUUUGCUGCUCCUUCAACAAAGGAUAUCAAGGGAAUGAAGCAAAUGUUAUAAUAUAUGUAAAUUGGAAAGCUGUUUAAAAAUGUAUGUUCUAUCUCAAUCCUGAAAGAAAAAGAAUGAGUUUCAUAACCCUUUAAAUGCCAACAAAAGCUUUAUUUUAUUCCUUUUAACUGUUUUCACAUUAUUAUUAUUUUUAUGUAAGAGUGAGCUGUUUUAUAGAGAGGGAGUUUUGUUUAUUUUGAUUUUUUUUGGUUCAUGUCUUGAAGAUGUUUUUUGUGAUGCCUGUGUUCUUCACAAUAGCACUUCUAUACACCAAGAACAGCUAAAAGACAGAUGCAGCAAUAUUCAUUAUAAUGGAGAGUGACUCUGAGGUUUUUACAUUUUCAAAUUUACUAGGGGUGGCAAAGAAUAUAUUUUUCUGUGUGUGUGGGGGGGUGGGGGGGUCCCUACAAGAUAAAAGCUUCACAAUUGCCAUUUAUUGAACCUAGGCCAAAUAUAAGUCUUAAUUUUUUUAGUUACAGAAACUUCUGGAAUGCAAAAACAUAUCUGCACAGAACAUAAGCUUAAAUAACACAAAACAACUUUGUUUUGCAAAGCAACUUAACUGAAAAUGUCUCAAUAAAAACAACACUUAGUAUUUUUAUGGAGUGUCAGACUUCCAAACUACCUCUGUUUUUAUUUAUUAAUAUUUCUGUUGUAAAUAUCAAAAACAAGCAUUGCUAGAAAAAUAAUAUGUCUAAAUGUAGCAACAAUUUAUAUUCAAUGUUGUAAAAAAUCGUUUCAAAUACAUAUACACAAAUGAUUAUUUUGCCCUAGGCCCAUUUUGGUUUUGGUUUUUCCUCUCUUUUGAUUAUUUGGUUAUUCCAUAGUUGCAUACAGACUAACAAUCCGUGGCACGCACCACAAUACAGACAUCAGGCAGAGCCUGUAUGAAUAUAUUUAUAUCUAAAGUGAAAAAAAACUCAAUUCUAGUUGAAUUUCUUGUGCUCUAAAAAAGGUGAUGCCAAGAUAUUGAUGAUCAUUUACUCAGCACACCCUGAUAAUAAAAUAAAAACUAUAUUCAAAUCGA